GUGACACCAGUUACUGCUUCUGACCAGAUCAGGCAAACAGUGAAGGACUUCAGUUACUGUGCAAGAUGAGAGGUUCACUGUUACUGCUUAGUGCUCUGUUACUGCUGGAGUCCACAGACGGAAAUGGAUAUGAUCAACUAAGCCAACAUGAUACAGACAUUAUUGACAGAGCAAUAAAAGCAGCCAAUGAGAGACAUGGAAAAACCAAACACCUUGAUUUUGACUCCAUUAUAGCAAAUUAUGACAAGCGCAUGCUUAAUGUGUUAUUAAAACCCACCACAUGUGACAGGACAGAACCGUUUGUCCAUCGGAAAGACUGUAAAAUCCGAAAUCCAAAGGCUACACCUCAAGUUUCUUGCAUUGAUUGUCGGGGAGAGAUGACCUGUUUCCUUCUCAGAGAACAAGAAAAGAUUAAACAGACUGUAGACAAAUGUUUGCAUCUGAGAUUCCAUAUUACUGGGGAUGGAACUGGGAUUUCAUUGGCAAAAUGAGCAACAAACUGGAUGUCUGGGAUGCAUCUGAGAAAUAAAAACAAUCAAUAAUCUUUAAAACCAGCCAUGAAAAAAAAAAACCACACACACACAAAACAAAAUUACUAAUGAAAUGUACCCUAUAAUUUUGACCUCUCAGGCCAAUUUUCUUUAUCUUGAAUUUAAUUAUGAAGAUUAAUGUGUAUUUUUGCUCAAUUAUCAGUUUUCUCUGUAUGUUUCAAUGUUAUGAUGUAAUUUUGGGAUAAAUAUGGAAAAUACAGUAGCCUUCAUUAGUUCACAAGGGACGAGGCGUCGUCCAACUUGAACAGGUCGAAACAGAGACGCCUAGUAAAGUAUAUUUUGUAGGUGUUUGGGACACCUGGUUUAAAGGUUAUAAGCCACAGCUUCAAAGCUAUAAAAUGGCAUCUCAAUGUCAUGUCUGAAUGACAAUGUCUGAUACUAUGUACAGUAUCAUUUGAAACUCAAUUUAAAACUUUUCAAGCAAUUUAAAGUAAAUCCAUUUAAAGCAAAAUUUUUCAACUUAUUCUGUAUACAUUCUUUUCAUUAUAUAAUAUUAACCCAGAAGUUCACGGGAAUAUGUGACCCUUUUCAAAAAUUAAUUUAUCACACUGCAUGACCAUUGAAAUGAACUAGAGAAAUCAAGAAGGAUAUUAAAAGUAAAAAAAACAAUAGCAAUGGAAUUGGUUAUAGUUUACAUUUGUACCUUUCAUACCCAAUCAUAUGUAACUACACCAUGUUUAUUUCCAUAAUUAGUUGCUGUAUUUAGAUAAAUGCCUAGUUCUGUCAUGAAUCUCUAGAUGGCGCAGGCUGAUGGGUCCUUAACGCAAGCUGAUGAUAUUCACAGCAUUAACUACUGGCACAAGCUGAUUGGUUCAUGUUGCAUCUGCAGCCAAUGAGCUUGAGGAUAGCAGUCGCAGUGCGCUUUCAGAGUUCGUCUAAAACCCUCCACCUUCCCCAGCUCCACCUGUACAGAUCUGUUAUGGGUUAUUGGUAUAUGCUAUUUGUGCAGCAGCAGCAGGAUGUCUUGCAUGCACACAGCAGCAUUUCGGUGUAUGUAUUGGCAGUAGCAGUAGCAAUAAUCUACAACACAGCAAUAAUCAACAGCAGCAGCGUAGCAGAUCUAUUCUAGAUCUGCUACAAGUACGCAUUUAUAAUACAAUUUAACCACUUAUAAUCAUUUUACAUUAAUAACAAGAACGAUUCAAGUCCACUGCCCAUGUCGAAAUAAUUCUUCUUAUGUUAUAAUUUAUAAGUUCACUGAAUGAAUGAAUAGCAGGAUCAACACUGGAGAGACUUUGGCUUUUAAGACCAUUUGUUUCAGUAAUGCCAUGUCUUUACAAAUCAUCCCAGAACACACCUUAAAAAUAAUAAAGUUAAAUAAUAAAGGCAUCUGCUCAAAUGUU
This is a messenger RNA of Megalobrama amblycephala (Wuchang bream), 1894 nucleotides long. RefSeq names its product cystatin-like protein. The record is from RefSeq and is a predicted model, not a curated record. NCBI's taxonomy places the organism in Eukaryota, Metazoa, Chordata, Actinopteri, Cypriniformes, Xenocyprididae. The coding region runs from base 66 to 491 and encodes 141 amino acids. The transcript is spliced from 4 exons.